GAGGAGGAGGAGGAGGAGGAGGAGGAGGAGGAGGAGGAGGACGAACGGCUGCAUCAUCUGCUGCCCCGGCCGCGUGGCCGACGCUCUGGCGGCAGAGACCCCUGCACAGUCGCGCCCCGGCCUGCCGAUUUCCACUGCAGACCGGAGUUGAGCUGCCCAGACAGCCAAGGCAAUGCACUCGCAACGCCAUGCAGGAAUGGGGUGGAGGAGGAGGAGGGAGGAGGAGGGAGGAGGGAGGAGGAGGAGGCGCCCGUGAGGCGCUUCGCUCGAAGGAGCAAAACCCAGCAGGCAGAAAACUGGAAAGGUCGUCAUGGCCGCUGGCUCGGGCGACGGCGACAGCGACACUGGCGGUGA
Molecule: messenger RNA, 354 nt
Organism: Prorocentrum cordatum
Lineage: Eukaryota; Dinophyceae; Prorocentrales; Prorocentraceae
Source: the annotation of a GenBank genome assembly